GCGAAACCGGAAGGGAUAUUUAAUCGAUGCUUAGGUAGAUUCGCUGCACAGUGGUCAUUAGGUGCACGUAACGGGCGAAACUUCGCGGCAGAAUGUCUCUCGAUCAGAGAUUCGAGCAAGCGUGCGAGGACGUGAAGAACCUCAGCAAGCGACCCACGGACACCGAACUUUUGGAGCUUUAUGCCUUCUUUAAGCAGGCAACGGAGGGCGACAUUAACACCGCGAGGCCCGGGAUGCUGGACCUGAAGGGAAAAGCGAAGUGGGACACGUGGAAGACCAAGGAGGGUAUGUCCAAGGACAGCGCGAAAGAAGCGUACAUAAAACUGGUUGAGAAAAUAGUGCAGUCCUACAAAUAAUAAGUUCAGCCAAUUAAUUCACGCUUUAUUCACCGGUUCCUUGUACUACUUCGUGAUGGAAAUGUUGAAAUAAAAACACACUGAUCGUUUA
Megalopta genalis is the source of this 447-nucleotide messenger RNA. RefSeq names its product putative acyl-CoA-binding protein. NCBI's taxonomy places the organism in Eukaryota, Metazoa, Arthropoda, Insecta, Hymenoptera, Halictidae. Gene Ontology annotation, biological process: fatty acid metabolic process. The record is from RefSeq and is a predicted model, not a curated record. Gene Ontology annotation, molecular function: fatty-acyl-CoA binding.